AUGCGUACAUUUAUUUCCUUCUUUGCUCUCCAAGUCUUUUUCCUCAGUUCUUUCGUUUGGGGAGCACCCACUGCGCACAGGCGGCAGGCCGCCUGCGCAGACGUCAUGGUUGUAUUCGCACGUGGGACGACCGAGGUCGCGCCGAUCGGGAGCGUCGUCGGCCCGCCCCUCCAGUCGGCGCUGGCCAGCGCGCUCGGGGCCGCGGGGAAGUCGCUUUCGUUCGCGGGUGUGAACUAUCCUGCCAACGUGCAGGGGUUUUUGGCCGGGGGAGACCCGCAAGGAUCGCAGGCCAUGGCUAACGACCUCACGAAUGCGGCGAACUCGUGCCCGAAUGCGUCGCUUGUGACGGUCGGAUACAGCCAAGGUGGUCAGCUCGUCCACAACUCGGCCAAACUCGUGUCCCCCGCUGUAUCGUCUCGCGUCAAAGCGGCCGUGAUCUUCGGCGAUCCUGACAACGGCGCUCCGGUUGCGGGCGUCAGCGCGGCGAACACGAACGUCGUGUGCCAUGCCGGGGAUGAUAUCUGUGCGCACGGGGCUCUCAUCCUGCUACCGCAUCUGACGUAUGGGCUCGAUGCGGAUUCGGCCGCUGCUUUCAUUGCGAGCAAGGUGUAGCUUCGCACGAGGACUGGUUUUCUCCGGAAUGAAUUUCAAUUUGUAUGUCAGAUGGCUAAGAAGAACAUGAAUUCAUUGGAUUGAGCUCGUUACAAUUGCCUGAGUUCACUCUCUACAAAUAAGGUUG
Mycena citricolor is the source of this 739-nucleotide messenger RNA. NCBI's taxonomy places the organism in Eukaryota, Fungi, Basidiomycota, Agaricomycetes, Agaricales, Mycenaceae. The record is from the annotation of a GenBank genome assembly.